Messenger RNA from Eleginops maclovinus (Patagonian blennie), 2888 nucleotides. RefSeq names its product nuclear prelamin A recognition factor (gene narf). The record is from RefSeq and is a predicted model, not a curated record. Gene Ontology annotation, cellular component: lamin filament. Gene Ontology annotation, molecular function: lamin binding. The transcript has 12 exons. The coding region runs from base 291 to 1670 and encodes 459 amino acids. Lineage: Eukaryota; Metazoa; Chordata; Actinopteri; Perciformes; Eleginopidae.
AUGCGUACUUUGGCAUACCGGUUAGAAAACAAUGGAGUCGGACGUACACACCGGACUGCCGUAAAUAACGGAAUUAAAAAGCACUUUUAUUUACCAGUAUUAUAAAACAACAGCGGACAUUAAACCCAUGAAACUGUGAAACCGUCUACAAAUGAUUAAACUUUCAAAUAUACCUCUUUAUAUUGAAAUAGUGCUGAGUAACCGAGUUCACCUGCUGUGUCUGAUUGUCCUCUGAAGUGAUUCUGCGUCUUUGUCUGUAAAAUAGAAAUAAAAGAUAACUGCAGAGGAAAAUGUCAGAGGUCAGCGUACCAAAGCGCAAGGAGAAGUGCGAGAACUGCACCAACCAGUGCAACAAGAAGCAGAGUGAAGAUGGUGCACAUUCACACCUGGAGAAAGAGGAGGUCAAUGGACAGGUCCCUGAAGGCUCCUCCCUGCUGCUGAGCUCCUGUCUGUCCUGUGACGGCUGUCUGUCAGAGGAGGAGAGUCUGAAGAUCUCUCAGCAGAACCUGGAGGAGCUGGAGCGAGUGCUGGCGCUCAACAAGAAGUGUGAUGUGUCGAAGCACCGGGUCCUGGUGGCGUCGGUGUGUCCGCAGUCCCUGCCGUUCUUCGCUGUCAAGUUCGGAGUGGACAUCACAGAGGCGGCGCACAAACUCUGCGGCUUCCUCAAGAGUCUGGGAGUGCACUUUGUGUUGGACAGCACUGUGGCUGCAGGCUUCAGUAUCUUGGAGAGUCAGAAGGAGUUUGUUCAGAGGUUUCGCCGGAGGAACCACGACUCCACCGCUCUGCCCAUGUUCACCUCCUCCUGCCCGGGGUGGAUCCGGUACUCGGAGCGUGUUCUGGGCAGUUUGGUGACGCCUCACAUCUGCACAGCCAGGUCUCCUCAGCAGAUUAUGGGAUGUCUGGUCAAAGACUUCUUCUCCAAACAGCAGAAGCUGAGUCCAGAGAAGGUGUUCCAUGUGUUGGUGGCUCCAUGUUUCGAUAAGAAGCUGGAGGCGGUCAGAGAGGAGUUUUACAACAGCCUGCUGGAGAGCCGGGACGUGGACUGUGUCCUCACCUCAGGGGAGAUCUAUUACCUGAUGGAGCAGAGGAGGGUCUCAGUGGAGGAGCUGGACUCGGUUCCACUGGACCACGUGCUGGGGGAGGCCGGAGACGCGGCGCUGCUGAGGCACGAGGGCCGAGGAUCCGAAGGCUUCCUGGAGCACGUGUUCAAACACGCUGCUAAAGAGCUGUUCGGUCUGGAGGUUCAGGAGGUCACCUACAAGACUCUGAGGAACAGGGACUUCCAGGAGGUGACUCUGGAGCGGGACGGGGAGACGCUGCUGCAGUUCGCUGCGGUGUACGGCUUCAGGAACAUCCAGACCCUGGUUCACCGCAUGAGGAAGGGCCGGGUCCCCUACCAGCUGGUGGAGGUGCUGUCCUGCCCCGGAGGGUGUCUGAGCGGCCGGGGUCAGGCGGAGAGUGAUGGGGGGGGCCGUGUGGAUAAAGCUCUGGUGCAGCAGAUGGAGGACGCCUACAGCAGCCUGCCGGUCCGCCUCCCCGAGCUGAACCCCGCCCUGCAGACUCUGUACCAGGACUGGCUGCAGGGCCACGACUCCACACACACACACACACUGCUGCAUACACACUACAGCAGCCAGACACACACACAGCCCCCACACAUGCAGUGGUGAGGAGGAGGAGGAGGAGGAGGAGGAGGAGGAGGGAAUUGGACCAUGUAGUUCUUCCUUUAGGACACUAGGGGAGACAUCUGUAUCUAAGACAUGGAAGAUCUACCUGUGCCAAAACCUGAGGAGAAACGAGGGUCCGGAGACAAGACAAUACUCCCUGAGGAAGAGGAGGGAAGGAGGAGGAGCAAUAAGCCACUGUGGAAUAAAAACAAGCUUUUAGAGCCGGGCAAUAUGGAUUAAAGCUGCACCAUUAAUGGGAAUUUAAUUGAAAAUGCAAUCUGGACUAAUUCAAAAUCCAAAUAGCAGGAUGCACAAUAUUUGUUUUAAGGAUGUGAUGUGGAAAAAUAGCAUAUUGAAGUAUUGAUGAGCUGCAGAGACACCUGAUAGACUCAGGGGGCGGGACAGCUCUAAGCCGUUGACCAAUCACAACAGAGCUGAAAGAGGCGCUGCAGCACAGGAAGUAUGAGGAACAUAAAGAGCUUUCUGAACAUUAAAGCAUGGAGACAUGUCCCAGGAGAGGAGCUCCAUACAACGUACACAGUCAGAUUGCAGCAGAAACAUCAGUAAUGUGCUCAUAGUGACAGAGAAGGACUGUAAUGCAGCCUGUGAACAAGUCAAAUGUUAUUUUAAAGGACCACAUAUGGAGGUCUAUGGCCCGGCCCGACCUGGAAACUACAUGUUUGGGUAUUUCACAUCGAAGUAUCCUGAUAUAAAUCACGUUGUUGCUCCUGAAAGAUAAUAACUAUGCAACAGAGUGAUCCUCAUCUCAAACGUCCGUCCAAUAGGAGCAUUAUGUUGUAAAAGGUACCAGACGUUUCCGUUCCACAAAGUAGAGUUUUAUAAGUUGUUUGUUUGGGUGUUUUUGUCCUUUUUAGUUUUACAGAGCUCAAACAUGUGAAGUAUUCUGACAACAAGACUCUGUGGCCCCUUUCUGCUUCUGGUUACUCAUCAAACUCCCUGUUCUGAAUGUUAACGUCUGGAGAUUAUCCGAUGGGUGAGGAAUGAAUGCCACAAAAGAAAUUCCAAUUAUUGUGAAUUUAAAGUGUAUUCAUAUGUCCCAAAACUUUCUACAAGGCUCAAAACAGCUGCAAUGUGUGUGUAAAAUAAACCUUCAAUGGUGCUUCAUGGGUAAAGUGUGUAUAUGCUGAAUCCAUCAAUGAAUGAAUGAAUUAAAAAUAAAUUCAAUCAGUUUUGAAAAUAAAAUAGUUGAAAAAUUGCAAA